Molecule: messenger RNA, 964 nt
Organism: Salvia hispanica
Lineage: Eukaryota; Viridiplantae; Streptophyta; Magnoliopsida; Lamiales; Lamiaceae
Product: DUF2996 family protein
Source: RefSeq, a predicted model, not a curated record
AUCAGUGGCACGCAUGCACUUAACCAAUAAUAUGUGGAUGAUAGAGCUGCAGGCUUCAUCUUCCUCCAUGUUUCUACAUUCUCAAAGUUUUACACCAAAACAAAAAUUAGUUGAAAAUUAAACCAGAGAGUAGCAAAAUAUAAAAACCAAUACAAGAAACAUGGCUGCAACAGGAGGAUCCGUUGCUUCUUUCAGAUGCCCUUCUUCUUAUUUGUGCCAAAAAAGCAGAGCUACAUCAUCUUCAUCACUGGUUGUGAGUGUAAUCUGCCGACGAAGAAACACGUGCUGUUUAGCAGUUCAAGAGCCAUCUACAUCUACAGUUGCUGCUGCUGCUGCUGAGACAAAGAAGGAGAAAGAGGCAGUGGAAGAUGCGACUGCGGAGCCAGAGCCAAAGCCAAAGCCUAAGCGCGCAGAAAAAGCACCGGCAAAGCCUCUUCCUGAGAUGAUGGAGGAGGAUGUGAUCCCUUCACUCAAAACAACUCUUGCAGCCCAGCAAGACAUCUCCGAGCUCGAGCUUUCCUUCAAUGAUAACAAGUUGGAAGGCUCUUUUGUGAAGAAGGAGAUACCUUAUUCAUUCUGGGCAUUUUUCCCAGAUGGAACUCUCAAUGGGCCAAAGGGUUUCUCCAUAUCCUCAUAUGGUAGAGGAGUUAGCACUGUAGAGCCAUUUCUGGUUGAUGAGAAGAAGCCUACAUCAAAACAUGUUGUUUUUUGGGUUGAGAAGCGUUUAGCUGCUCAAGGCAUUAUCCCUGUUUGGCAAGAGUGGUGAUACAUCAUUUUUUUUUAAUGUAAAUCAAAUUUCUUACUUCCAUUUGUCAAUUUUCUCACACCGCUUUUCUGUUAUUAAGCACUGGAUCCAGAAUACUAAGAAAUAGGCUUAAAGGGUGACAAAAUUUGUAAUGUUAUCUUGAUUGCAAAAGCUACCUGACAUGUCCUAGAUCCAGAAUACUAAGAAAUAUUCAUUCCA